Ogataea haglerorum is the source of this 1053-nucleotide messenger RNA. RefSeq lists its product as uncharacterized. NCBI's taxonomy places the organism in Eukaryota, Fungi, Ascomycota, Pichiomycetes, Pichiales, Pichiaceae. Gene Ontology annotation, molecular function: protein kinase binding. Bases 1 to 1053 code for a protein of 350 amino acids. The transcript has 2 exons. Gene Ontology annotation, biological process: signal transduction. Gene Ontology annotation, cellular component: nucleotide-activated protein kinase complex; cytoplasm; nucleus. The record is from RefSeq and is a predicted model, not a curated record.
AUGUAUUCGCUGGAAGUGCACCUUGACGACAAAGCGCACAGCUUCAACAGCGUCCACGUGGCGGGCUCGUUCAACGACUGGUCGCAGACGGCUGACGCGCUAGAGUACGACACUGUAGACACCAGAUGGGCUACCCGGCUGAAACUGAGCAAUGUCAGUGUGGGGGACAAAUUGCUGUAUAAAUUCGUUGUCAACGAGCAGGAGUGGGUUUGCAACGACCAAGAGGCGACGGAGACAAACGAGUUGGGCAUACAGAACAACGUUGCGGUGAUCACAGAGGCCAUGGAGGAGCCGGAUUCCACAGUGUCGUCUGCCUGGGUCGAGGUGGAGGACCACCGGGACGAGCCAGAGGAAGCAGCCAAGCAGGAGCACGAACACGAGGCCUCGGCUGAGCCGGCACCAGAGCCGGAGGCAAACAACGUGUCGCACAAGAAAAACUACUACUCGUGGCUGGUUUCGAUGGCCGGGCUGCUCGAGUCGCUCAAAUGGUUUUUCAAGUGCUAUCUCCCACGUGCCGAUGUCGCCGCCAUAGUCGCCGAUCUGGCGUGCGAGCACACCGAUAUAGUACACCUGGUCCAUCCCGAGCACCGCCCCCACGGCCCCCAUGCAGAAGGCCAGCGACGCAGCAAUCCCGUACGUGUGGCAGCUGGCGGAGUCCCAAGCUGCAAAGUUGUAGCAGGGCUUCUUUCCAUAUUUUUGAGAGACCGUUGUUUCACAGGCCACUUCCUUCGACUCGACAUCGUCUGGUAUUUCGUCCGCCGAGAACUCGAAUCUGAACAGGCUGACCAACUUCGUGGAGCGGAAGAUCAGGUUCUCCUCCACGAGUAUCACAAAGUAGAUCGUGAUCCAGUAGCCCAGCAUGGGCAGGAAGUUCGAGAGGAUCGUGCUCAGCUUGUCUCUGCCGGCCAUCGCGAGCACCAACGUCACGGCAAACACCACGAGCACCAUGAACCAGCGCGGGAUGUUGCGGUAGACCCACGGAUCGACGAUCUGGAUAAUCAGCGCGGACGAGUACAGGUUGAUGAUAUUGUUGGUCAUGAGCGAGAGCCAUAG